Lolium rigidum is the source of this 1693-nucleotide messenger RNA. Its product is annotated as 4-hydroxybenzoate polyprenyltransferase, mitochondrial-like. The record is from RefSeq and is a predicted model, not a curated record. Gene Ontology annotation, cellular component: mitochondrial inner membrane. The transcript has 8 exons. Gene Ontology annotation, biological process: ubiquinone biosynthetic process. Lineage: Eukaryota; Viridiplantae; Streptophyta; Magnoliopsida; Poales; Poaceae. Gene Ontology annotation, molecular function: prenyltransferase activity. Bases 57 to 1265 code for a protein of 402 amino acids.
CACACAUAUCAUUCCGUGGUGCCAAACCCCCGUACACGAAGGACCUAAACACGGCCAUGGCCCUCCUCAGCGUCAGCCACCACACAGGCGUCCUCUCACUACAUCGACAGGGUCCUUCUCCCCGCCAGCUUUCUGCACGAUCACAGGCGAUCCCGACCUCCUCCCAGGCCAUGGCCGUCCUCCGCCUCAGCCAGCACAGAGGCGUCUUCCCACUACGUCGACAUGGUCCUUCUCCCCGCCAGCUUCUUGCACGAGCGCGCACGAUCUCGGCCCCCUCUCAGUCCACGGAGGAAGACGAGAAGACGGAGGAAGACGAGAAGACCGAGGAAGACAAGAAGACGGAGGAAGACAAGAAGGACAGCAGCCCCCCGCCGGUGUCGUGGGUGGAGAGGUCACUUGAGGCGGCGCUCCCGUACGCGAGGCUCGCUCGUCUGGAGAAGCCCAUCGGCAGCUGGCUCCUCGCUUGGCCAUGCAUGUGGUCAAUAACAAUGGCGGCAAUGCCAGGGACGCUUCCUGACUUUAAACUGCUCGCACUCUUAGGAUUUGUAUGUAUCCCCAUGAGGGGGGCCGCUUGCACAGUCAAUGAUUAUAUCGACCGCGACUUUGACAAAAAGGUUGAGCGCACCAAAAACAGGCCUCUUGCAUCAGGCGUAGUAACUCCUACUCAAGGAUUGUGCUUCCUCGGAUUUCAACUACUACUAGGACUGGGUUUGGGUUUUCUUCCCCAACUGAACAACUUAAGCCGUGUUCUUGGGCUCAUUUGGCUUCCAUUGGUGUCUUCAUAUCCCCUAAUGAAGAGGCUCACAUUUUGGCCUCAGGCAUAUCUCGGAUUGUCGUUCAACUGGGGAGCUUUAUUAGGAUGGGCUGCUAUUAAAGAUAGUUUGGAGCCCACUGUCAUCCUUCCAAUGUAUAUUGCUGGGAUAUGUUGGACAUUGGUGUACGAUACCAUAUAUGCACAUCAGGACAAAAAAGAUGACCUCAAAAUAGGAGUUAAGUCCACAGCCAUAAGGUUCGGAGAUUCAACCAAGCGCUGGAUUAGUGCCUUUGGUACUGCAACUAUUGGCGGUUUAGCACUUAGUGGUUAUAAUGCUGGACUGGCUUGGCCAUACUACCCUUUUCUAGCAGCUGCAGCUGCACAGUUGGCAUGGCAGAUUUCAACUGUUGACUUAAAUGAUAGCGCAGAUUGCAACAGGAAAUUUGUCUCAAAUAAGUGGUUUGGAGCCUUGGUAUUCAGUGCGAUAUUUUUCGGUCGACUUGCAGCAUGAUCGAUACAUCAGGCGUGAUGUGACUCUAUGACUUCCAUAUAGGAUUUUACACAUUUUUGUGACUUCCCAAGAAUGAGAGACAAUUUGUGAUCUGCUAAGUGUAGUGUACUCCAAAAUGAACAUUUCAAAGUUCACCAUUUAAUAACAUCGGAGUAAAUAAGAUUUGGAAAAGUUACGGACAAUUUGGCAAUCGACUUCUCCCCGGACACUACUACACUGUAGAGAUUUUGGGGCACUUCAAAUUACCCCAAUAGGUGACCAAAGUGCCUCUAUUUACUUUUAGAGACACUUUGAAAAGUGGCCCAGAUGCUUGUGUCUCUAAAUGAAAUAGGGGUACUUCAUUCAAAUUGGCCCAAAGCCAAUUAAAGGGCACUUUGAGAUGUGCCGCUACAGAGUUUUAGGGGCACUUUUGAGAUGUGCCUCUAAAU